Messenger RNA from Miniopterus natalensis, 2019 nucleotides. RefSeq names its product cilia and flagella associated protein 410 (gene CFAP410). Gene Ontology annotation, molecular function: protein binding. Gene Ontology annotation, biological process: cytoskeleton organization. The record is from RefSeq and is a predicted model, not a curated record. NCBI's taxonomy places the organism in Eukaryota, Metazoa, Chordata, Mammalia, Chiroptera, Miniopteridae.
GGUCCUGGGCCCGGCUGGCGGCUGGGGUCCCGGGAGCCCAUCGCCAUGAAGCUGACGCGCAAGAUGGUCCUGUCCAGGGCCAAGGCCUCGGAGCUGCACAGCGUGAGGAAGCUCAACUGCUGGGGCAGCCGCCUCACAGAUAUCUCCAUAUGCCGGGAAAUGCCCAGCCUGGAAGUGAUCACCCUCAGCGUCAACAGCGUGUCCACCCUGGAGCCCAUGAGCCGGUGCCAGCAGCUGAGCGAGCUCUACCUGCGGAGGAACCGCAUUGCCAGCCUGGCCGAGCUCUCCUACCUGAAGGGCCUGCCGCGCCUGCGGGUGCUGUGGCUGGCCGAGAACCCCUGCUGCGGGGCCGACCCCCACCUCUACCGCAUGACCGUCCUGCGCAACCUGCCGAAUCUGCAGAAGCUGGACAACCAGACUGUGACUGAGGAGGAGCUGUCCCGAGCGUUGAUGGAGGGAGAGGAGGUCACGGCCCCCAGCAGAGAAGGCAUGGGGAACGGCAGGCCUGAGCUGUCCUAUGCCCUGAAUGCCACCACCGAGACCCAAGGAGAUCUGCUGAGCUACAGCGAGGAGGAGGCGAGCGUCCAGGGACAGCUCGGCCUGAAGCCCCCGGCCCGGUUUCCUUCCUUUUCCCAGAGGGAGGCUGCGAGCAGUCGCAAGAACAGGAACAACGUCCUGACUGCCAUCCUGCUGCUGCUGCGGGACUUGGACACGGAGGGGCUGGAAGCUGUGCACCAGACUGUGGUCAGCCGGCUGCAGGCCCUGCACAAGCAGGAGCUGCAGGACAUGGAGUGACCCAAUGGGGACCCCUUCACUGCCAGGCCCUCCACGGGACCCUGUACUGAAGUCCCAGCAUCUUCCUGAGCACCUAGGACGUGAGACUGAUUGCCAUGGCGACGGCCAUGGCCACUGCUGGAUCCCAGGCUGAGUCCCAGCGCGUGGGGCUGUCCUCAGGAAGCCUCAGCCCACCCUGGAAGGCUGAGCUCUUACUUCCGAUGGCACCCGGUGAGGGCAGGAGGGGCGUCUGGCGCUGGCUGGGCAGACCCCAUUCCCAAGCCCUCCAGUGUGGGAGGCCCACCUUGACUCCACACUUCUCCCUAAUAAAUAUUUCCCAAAGUUGACCUGGAAGCAGGUUUCCUAAAUGACAGACACGGCCUCGCGUUCUUUGUGAAGGUGAGAGCCGUUGCUCACGCAUCUUCCCCAGUCAGCUUGACUCGGCCAUGGGGUGGAUUCCUGGGCCACAGGAGCCUUCCAGAAUCACAGCCUCCCUCCUCGGGUGAGCAUCCGCAGAGGUUUGUGUGGACCCUUCGUGGGAGGCCUGGGACAGGCCCACAGCAGCUGUCUGGGGGGUCUAGGUGUGGCCACAGGUGAAGCAGCCGAGUGGGGCAGGACAGCCUUCUGGAAACUGCAUCUGAAACGUGUUCUUCCUCUGGGAAGAGUCGCAGCCUUGCCGUGGUGCACAGUAUCCAGUGGGGGCCUUACUAGUGUCCCCAAAGCCGAGGAAGCCUCCACGUGGAAGGGGAGCAGCGUGACCCCCCAGCCACGAGAGACAGUCCUUUCUCACUGCUAUGGAAAUGGCUACGACUGGAGAGAAGACAGGCUCUUCCCUCUGCCCCUUUCUGCCCUCUGCGGGGGGGAGUGUCCACAUCCUCAAGAGAGCUGAGGGCGCCAGCUUGUGUGUGAGCCGCACAAACCAAGGAGGUGACGCAGCAUGUGACACCAGUGAUGGAGGGACAGCGUCCAGAAGACCACGGCUCCUUCAUGAAGCUGCACCGUGGAGCCAGCUCUUUCCAGGCAGCUGAAGACCUCCGGACGCGGGAUCAGGGAAGCCCGAGCAGAGGCAGUGCCUCAUCCGUGGGCUCUUCUGUAGUUUGUCAGGACAAGGAGGUGAGCUCUGAGCAGUGGGGGCCAAGGGCUCACUGCGUGGGGUGGUCUGCGAAGGGUGGCUGCAGGGCCCUCACGUGUCCCUUCUCGUCACUGUGGGACAAUGCUCUCAAUAAAUCUGUGCCUUGGAUGGAA